AUGUUUCCUGCUGCUAUUCUUACGAUUCUAGCUAUCCGAUCAGCAUGGAAGGAUGUGUUUGAGAAGAAACGAUGGAAUAACAUUUGGAUUCUCACAAUCCGAAGCGAUCACACUCUUCACCUUGCUAUCCAUGCCACAGUUAUGCUGCUUACUGGUAUCUUUGUGAUCAAUGCGGAGGUUUUCACUCGAUUGAUGUUCUCUUCUAGUCCAUUGCUCUAUAUUUUUGUCGCCAGAUAUAUUGAUGAGCUGACGCAAGGACUGAAAAUUUCCCGGUAA
This is a messenger RNA of Caenorhabditis remanei, 276 nucleotides long. RefSeq lists its product as uncharacterized. The transcript has a single exon. Gene Ontology annotation, cellular component: mannosyltransferase complex; endoplasmic reticulum membrane. The record is from RefSeq and is a predicted model, not a curated record. The coding region runs from base 1 to 276 and encodes 91 amino acids. Gene Ontology annotation, molecular function: alpha-1,6-mannosyltransferase activity; GPI mannosyltransferase activity. Gene Ontology annotation, biological process: GPI anchor biosynthetic process. Lineage: Eukaryota; Metazoa; Nematoda; Chromadorea; Rhabditida; Rhabditidae.